Messenger RNA from Aspergillus heteromorphus CBS 117.55, 1041 nucleotides. RefSeq lists its product as uncharacterized. The coding region runs from base 1 to 1041 and encodes 346 amino acids. The transcript has a single exon. The record is from RefSeq and is a predicted model, not a curated record. Gene Ontology annotation, cellular component: mitochondrion. Gene Ontology annotation, molecular function: amidinotransferase activity. NCBI's taxonomy places the organism in Eukaryota, Fungi, Ascomycota, Eurotiomycetes, Eurotiales, Aspergillaceae.
AUGGCUUCCCCACCCCCCAUCCACGCGGACAACGAAUGGUCCCCCCUGAAAUCCAUCCUCGUCGGCCGGGCCGGCGACGCGUGCUUCCCCCCGGCCCCUAAAAAGAUGAUCGAGGCCACCAUGCCCCUCGAGCACCGCCACCACUUCGUCCCCAACUCUCCCUUCCCGAAAAACAUCGUCACCAAAGCCGAGCAAGAACUCGACCAGUUCGCCCGCAUCCUCACAGACCUAGGCAUCGAAGUCCACCGCUCCACGCCCGAUAUCGACUGGGCGGCUGAGAACGGCUACACGGGCGCCAUGCCCCGCGACGGACUAAUGAGCGUGGGGAACACGCUCAUCGAAGCGUGUUUCGCGUGGCCGUGUCGCGCACGCGAGAUCGAUCUGGCAUACGGGUCUUUAUUGAAGGAGUUGGGGCGAGAUCCGCGGGUGCGCGUUGUACGAAGACCGGAGGAGUCGUUUGCGGAGACGCUGUUGGAUGAGGAUUGGUUUGAAGGCGAGAGGAAGUUCGUGAUCAAUGAGUCGCGACCGGCGUUCGAUACGGCGGAUUUCAUGCGGAUCGGGAAGACGAUCCUCGGACAGUAUAGCCAUGUCACGAACCGGAAGGGCGUGGAGUAUCUCCGGUCGGUCGUGCCGGAGGGGUAUACGGUGGAGAUGGUGGAGACGGAUGAUGAUAAGGCGAUGCAUAUUGAUGCGACGAUUUGUCCGCUGCGGGAGGGCUUGUUGGCGUUUAAUCCGGAGAGGGUGACGGAGGCAGAGCUGAGGAGUCAUGAGGUGCUCAGGGAGUGGGAUCUCAGGCCGUGUCCGUUUCGGCCUGUUGGGUGUGAGGAUCCGCCGGGGUUUAUGGCGAGUGGGUGGUUGUGUUUGAAUGUGUUGGUGUUGGAUGGGAGGAGGGUGGUGGUGGAGGAGAGUGAUGGGAUGAUGGCAAGCUGGUUGGAGGAGUUGGGGAUGGAGGUGAUUUUGUGUCCGUUUAGGAAUGUGAAUAGUAUUGGGGGUUCGUUUCAUUGCGCCACAGUGGAUUUGGUGCGGGUGGAUGGGGAGUGA